AUGAAACACAAGUCAGCGAAUCUAGGAGAAAAGGUCACCUUACAUCCUGCUGUACCUAAUGCUAACAACGAAAGCCAUAUAUGGUUAUUGAAUAAUUGUCGUAUUGGCCAAAUACAACCGGGACAAGAGCCUGUUGUUUACGAUCCGAACUACCAACUAAUGGAUAAUGGUGAUUUAAAAAUCUCAAAGAUGACGAAACAGUUGGAAGGCGAAUAUGAACGUGUAGGUGAUCCCCCCAUUUAUCUUAGAGCAAAAGGUAUAUGGAAAAAAUAAGAAUUUUUCAUCUAAUAAAUUUCAUCUAAAUUUAAAAGCACGUUUAUGCAUCUUAUUUUCUUUUUUAACCUAUAUACGCAGAUGCUAUUGUGACUGAUGUCAGCAGUACAUAUAAAGCGGAGAAGAUCAUUGACGUUGGAAUACAAAAUAAAUGGAAUAUCACUUGCCACUGUGAUACAAAGUGUGAUGGUAACUGUGAAGCUAAGAUUGAUAAAAUGACGUUAUGUUUUAAAAAGCCAGACGAUGAUCAAUGCACAAAUCUUGCAAAUGCAACCAUUGUUUCAAAACCUGAAACCUGUGAAGCUACAGUAACGUACAUCCAAACAGUCCAAACUUCAAGAAACACUGAUUUGAAGUAUUUCGUUAAAUUUCCACAAAUCCAUGUCUCCGAUUUUAGACCGGGGAGUAGUCGUGAAGUAGACAGUCAAACGUUUUUACUUUCACAAGGUAAAUGUUGCACGGUCCAGUAUAUUAUGGCUUGAAAUUACUGUACACAUGCAUUCAUUUCUAAGAAUAUUCAUGUGACGUAACCUUUCAAAUUUUAUUUUAUCUUAUUAAUUAUUCAUGAUUUCACAUUUUUUAUUUUGUAGUCACAAUGUAAUACACCUUUCGAUAAUUACGUCACAACUACACUGUUUUCAACUUAGGACCACCUUAAAUGGAAUGGAGAGAAGCAGAACAUCCUUCUUCAACACAAUCAUAAAAUUUUUUUGGAUUUUUACCAAUAAAUGUGGAAAUAAGCUUUAACACGAAAACGAGUUCUGCUUCCCUCCCCAUAGCCCGUGAGAAACAAAGUUGAAAUCCAUUCCAUUUAAGGUGGUCCUAAGUUGAAAACAGUGUAGUUGCGACGUAAUUACCGAAAGGGUGUAUUGAUAUUAAUUUCAUUUCUCAAAUAUAUUAGCACCAUCAACUGAAGAGAAUCCUACUCCAAAGUCAAACACAGUUUCAACGAUAACCCGCAAUCCAGGCCAAAAAAACGCCGAACAGUCAUUAAAACCAACCAAUACGCUCUCAAUGACCAGCGGGGUAGAAAGCAAAUACACACAACCACCAUCAAUAAGUACCAACAAUCAACCUACACCGCGUAAGUGUAAAGAGUCGUGUGAACAAACUGAUGAUUUUUUAUUUUGUAGUCACAAUGUAUUUGAUAUUAUUUCAUUUCUUAAAUGUAUUAGCACCAUCAACUAAAGAGAGUACACACCCAAUAACGAAUCCUCCCGCAAAGUCAAACAUAGUUUCAACGAUAAACCUCAAUCCAGGCCAAAAAACCACCGAACAUCAACCAUCAACAAAAAUCAACCAACCUACACACCGUAAAUUUUCGUGUGAACAAACGCAUGGCGAUUGCAGAACACCUGUUAUUGUUUCUAUAUUUGCAGCUGGUGUUGUAAUAGGAAUAGCAAUAGCGAUAGGUUCUUUUUUCAUAUGGUGGUAUUGUCGUAGAUAUAGUUCUGCAAACCUAAAUACGCCAUGCCAGGCACUGCAACUACAUGCGCCGUCUACCCAAGAUCUUAAUGCCAAUGCCGGCAAUGUUAAUCGGCUGUAUGUGCUUUCUAGUGAAAAUCCAGACGCACGAGAUAAUGCAGAGCAUACAGAGACCAGGGAAUAA
This is a messenger RNA of Paramuricea clavata, 1882 nucleotides long. Lineage: Eukaryota; Metazoa; Cnidaria; Anthozoa; Malacalcyonacea; Plexauridae. The record is from the annotation of a GenBank genome assembly.